Messenger RNA from Meloidogyne enterolobii, 537 nucleotides. NCBI's taxonomy places the organism in Eukaryota, Metazoa, Nematoda, Chromadorea, Rhabditida, Meloidogynidae. The record is from the annotation of a GenBank genome assembly.
UUUUUCUAAACUUUAUUUUUAUUUUAUUUUCUCAGAUAUCACAAGACUUUUUUAUAUCCUUCAUCCAUCUAAUAUAUUUUUUAUAUUUUUAAAGGCGAUAGACUUUUGCCUUUUCUCCUUCCGCGCGUUGUUGUGGGUUUUCUAUUAUUGAUGGGUUAAAUUUGGUAGAAAAAUGAUCGCGUUGGAUGGGGGACAAAUAGCGGGGAUAUUAAAAAGAGAAAAUAUUUUGUGUUGUUGCUCCUGUCAAUUUUAAUUAUAAAAAUGACCAAUCAUAAAAUAAUCAGUGGCGCGGCCUUAAAAAUAAUAAUAAUCAACAACACAUUAUUUUCAAUAAUUUUUGUUAUUAUCAAAAUCACUGCCUCCCCAAACAUGAAUUUUUUGAAUAGCUCUAAAAAUGUCCGUGAAUGUACGCAAACCCAGCGUCUUUUUAAAUAUAAAAUUAAUAAUGGAAAAAAUUAUAUAUCGUGCGAAUUAAUAAAACAAUUGAUGCGCAGACAAAUAAAUGAUCGGUUAAGAUAUAAUAAUUUCUUUGAAUAA